Lineus longissimus is the source of this 10757-nucleotide messenger RNA. RefSeq names its product PH domain leucine-rich repeat protein phosphatase 1-like. The record is from RefSeq and is a predicted model, not a curated record. The transcript is spliced from 19 exons. Bases 194 to 4057 code for a protein of 1287 amino acids. Gene Ontology annotation, molecular function: protein binding. NCBI's taxonomy places the organism in Eukaryota, Metazoa, Nemertea, Pilidiophora, Heteronemertea, Lineidae.
GUGUCCGUGUGAAAGCGCCAGAACAGACCUAGAGCGCAGUUCAUAAGCCUGGCACCCCAGUACAAAAUAAGUGUAGUUUGGAUGUUAUAGUCAUGAUAGUCGGGAAGUAUUGAAAGGGAUAUUUACCACAGGAUCAUUUUCCAGGCAGUACGGAUAAUCCGAUUGUUUGGUUCAACUUUUCCUGGACGACAAAAUGACUACAAAUCAACAACAGCAUAAUGGGGCGGGCAUUGACUUCAAGGUGCAGCGAAAUCCUUGGAAGAGGAGCUACACGACCCGAACCCAGGCCUGGUGGGACUGCGCCGAAUUCGCUGACGACUAUCCGAGCCAGCACAUGAAUGGUACAGAAUAUAAAACCACGAAAAAGGAUGAGGAAGAAGAUGUUUGGGAUAUAUCAGACUCGCUGGUUGACAUUAACCCAGAUAACUAUAUGGGACAUAUUCUUAAAAUAUUCCCUCCUAAGCGACAGAAGUUGAAAGAGGAGGAGAUACAGAAGUGGAUAGACCAGGAUACAUCCCAUGGAUUCAUCCGGGUAUAUCCGCCCGAUGAGACCACUCUGGAGUCUCAGUUAGUGCCAUGUGACCUUAAAACAACUGCCCAGAAGAUCUGUCUGCAGUUGGGUCACCCUACCAAUGCAUUACAUGUUCAGUAUAAUGGUGACAUCAUCAAACGGCUGGAUCCCUACACGAGUCCCUUGGGCAUGCAGAAUGAAUACCUGACCAGUAUUGGGUAUAAUGAUAACAGCAGGAUCCAAGCCGAGGGAGCCAAAGAGUCACUAAGCUAUCAAAUUAAAUUCUACACAGGGAAGCCGCUACAUGAUUACACCUACUCGCGACACUACCUAGCCUCAGUGCUGCUGGUUAGAAAAGGCAAGAUGUUCCACCAGUGGUCAGAACGGCUCUGCAUUAUCUCAGGAACCAGGUUGUUAAUCUACAAAGACAAAACCAAGAGCCACAAACCAGCAAUUUUACAAUUGGCAAAAGGUGCAGUGGAGGUUGUCAAAUUCAAGGAGCAUGAAUACUGCCUGAAAUUGACGGCCGUUUCUCACCACGACAAGUCGAUCUAUCUGUCGUUUCUCAACGAAGCCGAAUUCGCCAAAUGGUUGAGAAAGUGCAAAAAGGCAACAUCCAAACUGCCCACAAUUGUGGAUUUAUCAAGCUGCCAUCUUGAAUUCAUACCAGAAACGGUAUUUGUCAACACUGAACUUCGUACCCUAAACCUGCGCCAUAACGUCAUACGGGAACGACCCUUAGAGGAGGAUAUCUACACAAUUGGCUGGCUUGAUGAUAUUCCAAGAUUUCAAUGUAUGAGAAGUCUUAAUCUGGCAGACAAUGAUCUUGGUGCAUUUCCCGGCUCAAUCUGUCAGAUACAAUCUCUUGCUGAGGUGAACCUCUCCAACAACAGGAUAGAAGAGAUACCUGCAGACAUUGGCAAACUGAAAAAUCUGCAGGCCCUACAUAUCCACAACAACCACUUGGUAUCCCUACCAGAAGAACUUCUCUCCCUGGAGCGCCUACAGUUUCUUGUGCUGGCCUUCAACAACUUCACCAACGUGCCCAUGGUCAUGGCCAACCUCUCAGAACUGGGCAUCACAGAAGUGGAAAGUAUCAUCAUGGCGGGCAAUAUGAUAGAGAAGAUUCCACCAGAGAUACUGCACAAAUUAAACCACGUACGGAAAAUGGACUUGCGUAUGAACCGGCUCACGCUACCGCCAACCGAAACAGUGAAGUUCUCUCUCAUGGAACACCUUACAUUUUUGGACAUUCGGGACAACGAGAUUGUAGAUCUAGAUAUUCGCUGUGUUCGAACUUUGGAAUACCUGAACUGUGAACGAAAUAAGAUAGUCAACAUCCAGGUGAAUGGCACACAGUUGAAGCACUUUCAAGCGUCACAUAACAACAUCCAGCAGUUGCUCAUUAGUCCUAAGCCAGAGUGGCUUGCAUUCCUUGAUAUAUCUUUCAACAACCUGGCCAGUCUCCCCGAAUUCCUCUCGACCUGCUUCUUCAUGCAGAGGCUUUUCGCGAACAACAACAGACUCAAGACACUGCCACAAAGACUGUUUUGUGAUGCCCAAUCUCUGAAGAUCCUGAAGGUAGACCACAACUUGUUAACUGGCCUUCCACUUGAGACAGAAACUGUCAAUCUCGAGGAAAUGUACGUCCAGCACAAUUGGCUCAGUUCUCUGCCCAAGACAUUCCUCAUGAAAGCCAACAAACUAAGAAUCUUCAAUGCAAGUCACAACCGACUCGUUAGCCUGCCCUCUCCUCAUUCCACCGAGGAUCUAAACAAGUUCCAGGAACUCUAUCUAUCUCACAAUCUCCUCCAAGAUGAUGUCAUGAACACUAUAUGUCAGUACCCCAGACUAAAGGUGCUUCAUCUCGCUUACAAUAACCUGUAUGAAGUCAACGAAACCCUCAUGUCCAGGCUAGAAAUGCUGAACGAGUUGAAUCUGUCCGGUAACAGUUUGGAGACCAUUCCUGAAUGCUUGGCUACCUUUGCCAACCUCUCAGUGCUUAGGGCUCAUUCAAACCGACUCCGUACUUUGCCGAACUUUUCAACAUCCAAGUCGUUAAAGGUGCUUGAUGUUGGAAGUAACAAGCUGUUGAAUGUGUCAGUGGCAAGUUUGAUGGACUCCCAGAUCAGCCUCCUAGACAUGUCUCUCAAUGAACAACUGAGUGUGAGCAAAGAGGAGAUCUCUCAUCUCAAGAAUAAAAAGAAGGUUUGCAUGGUAGACAGCACGGGCCAGAACAGGUCAUUACCAGGACCCAUAUCCCUUGAGUCAGAGUUUGAAGAGAUCAACCCUCAACCCUGGCAAGUUGGUCUGGCAGAGUCAGCAGGAAGUAGAAACAAAUUAAACAUCGCCAUUAUAAAGAAAGUCCGUCUUGGUGGUCACAACGAUGCAGUGUUUGCUAUGUUUGAUGGAGGAAUGAACCACGAAGUCCCUAAACUACUCCAGAAAAGGUUCCUCGAGAUCCUUGAUGAUGAGCUUCUCCAUCCUAAAACUGGCCAGAAGUAUUUAAAAUACGUCAUGAUCACAGCACACAGGUCCCUUAAAGCCACAGGACAGAAGCUUGGCGCCUCUGCCACCCUGAUCCACAUCUCCAAACACUAUACCCCAUCUGGGGACAGAUAUCUUCUGAACGUUGCCAAUGUAGGGGACACAGAGGCGGUGAUGUGUAGGAAUGACGAAGUGGUUCUCUUGACUAGGUCGUUCAGGGUUAGCGAAGACAGGGCUGAACUGCAAAGGAUCGUCAAGACGGAUGGAAUUAUCACUGAGGAUAAUAAAGUCUACGGGACAGGUCUGUGCACAAGGCUACUCGGCUGCUGCUCCCUCUACCCUCAUGUGAUUCCAGACCCCCACGUGCACAGCCUCACACUGGGACCUGACGACAAAUUCAUCAUUCUGGCGAACAAACAACUAUGGACGCACGUAACGUACCAGGAGGCGGUCGUGGAGGUCAUGCACAUGAACAAUCCGGUCCUAGCAGCAAAGAAACUGCAAGAUCUGGCUCAGAGUUACGGCUGCAAGGAAAACAUCAGUGUUCUGGUUGUGGAGCUGUUUUUCGGAGACUACGGCUACGAGACCUACAACAAUGACCUUGGGCACAAAGCAGAUGAUAGCUUCCAUUUGUCAAAAGUCAUGGAGACUAUUGAAGAGGUCCCACUUUUGCCACACCAGGAUAGCUUAACGAGGCAGAAAAUGAAGCCGAAUGCAUCCCAAAAAGUCAAACCACUGCCACAGCGGAAGUUCGUCCGGAAGAGUACACCACAGGAAUGGGAGACCAUACUCCAAGAGCGCCUGUCGAAAAAUGUCAAACAGUACGAGGUGCAAUCAUCCGUGAAUGAAGUGAUCAAUGAGCCGCCUCUGUCUGUUGCUGGGAAUGAAGAUGAGGAAGAUGAAGGGUCGUCAUCCAACCAGAGAAAGGAUUCUUUCCAACAAUUCAUCCUGUAUAAAGGAGGAACUCUCAUAAAGAAUAACCUGCAUGCACCGAAAAACACUUCUACCAAUACACAUCAAUCUUGGCACUUGAGUAAGAAUGUAUCACUGCUUUUCUAAAGCAAUUUUUGGGGUAUUUGUUUUGUAUUUUUGGGUGUAAUGAUUGGUGGUGGUAAAUUUGAGAUUUUGAAUCAAGAAGGUCAUUUUUGCCAUUUUGCCUUAGAGAAAGUUUAGCCAAAUUAAUCGGUGUUUUAACUUUGCGUUUACUAAUAAGGCUACCUUAAAGCAAUCAGGAGCAUAUAGCUUAAGGUUCUUGGCCGACACGUAUUUUAUAGAGCAGGCGCUUAACUUGAUUUUAUUGCAUUUUAAGGUAUACUGUUUGUUACCUUAUCAUUAACAUAACUUUAGUGUGAAAAUAUAGCUUGUGGCGUAUUAUUGCACUUUUGGCCAACUAGAGUGGACCUGGUAAUUUAUUGAUCCUGCCACAGAUUUAGUUUUUUGUAAUCCGGUGAAGGGUCAUAAGAGAAGGACGUCCAAACGUCAGUUUUCAUUCCUCAUUCGGACUCUACUUUGCCAAUUUUUAAUGAACGUUAUUUUAGGCAUGAUAUUUCUGAAAAUAUCUGAUUUAAAAGGUCGCCCAUUAUUAAAAGUAAAGGGGAAAAUGCUAAAUUUACAUAAACAUCGGCAUGUUAUGCAUGCAAAAUAAUUUUGAAUUAUAAAACACCAAGAUUCCCCAUUUAAGCUGGUCUCAUUAACUACCCACUUGUCAAUCCAUGUUUUUCUUCGCUAUUCGUUGCUGUACACUGAAACUGAUUCUUGAUAUCAGGCUUCAACGAUUGCCCCAUAUCAAUGUUGCACGAAGACAACGUUGUUCCAGGCAGCGUCUCCGCACUCAGAGUUACUUUUUACCCUGUGUGAGUCUCACAAUGAGCCCAUGGUCCUCAGGUUAUACCCUAUGACAAUGCGAGACAUUGAUGUGGGACACUCCAUGCGCCUGUCUCCUGCAUCCCUGCCUGUGAUCCAAAUCAGUCGGUAAUACACCCAUUCGGUCGGUUCUAAUGCUGACUGUUCCUUGUAUAACGUACUCUAUGUCAUUAAGUAGUCCGUAUUUUGCCAAGGUAUUUCCCCCUGGUACUGGAUAUAGGGAUUUUGCAGACCUAACGAAAUUGUAUUGCCAAAAACAAAAACAAAGUUCGUUUUAUUUACAAAGAGGACUGCAUUGUGUUCAUUCACUGACUAUGCUAUCUAAAUUUUAGGUGCGAAAUUACAUUACAAUUUGAUGCACAGUCUAGGUCAUAUCAAUAUCAACACAUACAACUUAUGAUAUCUUCCAAACAGUUGGACCGUUAUCAAUGCGGUUUGCACAAAGUUGUCGCAUUUUUUGUUGUAUGAUCGUUACGUUAUAAUAAAGUGCAAUAGUGUCUUCAUUAUGUAUUAAUUUUCAAUCUACAAAAGGUUUAAUCAAUUGAAAAACCCAUAAAAAAGCAAUGGUGCUGUAGUACAACAAAACUAAGACUGCCUGGUGUGUUUUCAUGUUGAUAUCUUACACUGGUUCUGAAAUAACGUACUUGUACUGGUUAAAAAUAAACCCUAUAUAAUUCCUAUUUGUGGUGACAUUUGACACUGUCCCACUGUAAGCUCAGAACACGGCUGCCCUCCCAAGGUUAUGGGGUUGGUCACACCCUAUUAUUUCUUCAGAAUUAUACCCUAACAGCAAAAUUUUUAUGUGAUAAGUGCAUGUCCAGUUACAACACGGUGUCAAUAACCCUUAUAAAGGUAUGCACAUAAACCGGAUAAUAAUGUCUCUCCGACAUUGAAUGAGGUUUGAAUUGUUCCUGUGCAAUAAUUGGAAUACUAAAAGGAAUAAUAUAUCAUAACGAGUCUUUGCUUGUUCAGACAGGGCCUUUUAUCAAGGUACAGUGCAUAGAAAUAGAAAUAGUAUCUAUUGCAUGUAAUUGAUACUUGUGCAGAAAAAGCGGGAUAGCUCGGAACCCAGAUAGGAUAUCAACAUGAAAACACCCCAGAAAGUCUUAGGUAUUGCUGUACUAAAAUACUAGAUACUUUUUGAUGGUAUUCUCCCGAAAUUAAAACGUUUUUUCUGGACCUUUUUUAAAUGGUCGAUUACAUGAUAAAGACAAUAACUCAUUUCACUUUAAUCAAAUUGUUCAUAUGGACAACAAGAUUUGUGACAACCCUGUGCAAACCACAUUGAAAUCAGUAGGGUAUUUUAGGAGAUAUCCCAAGUCAUAGGUGUUGAUAUUAAGAUGAGCUAGACUGUACCUUGUAGUUGGCUAGCAAUAGACAAAAGUGUACAGACCUGAGUUGGAUCACCGAAGUAGAUGUAUCCCAAGUCCGUUUGCUUAACCAAGCUUUGUUCAUUCCUUUCACCAAGGCCCACCGCGCCAAAGUUAAGAUCAUUCUCAGGGAUGAGUAUUUUAAAUGCUUUGUAUUUGUUGAUCCUGUCCUUCUUCCCUGGGCUCUCACAUUCCUGCCCUCCCGGGCUCGUCAGCUUUCAUUUUGCGAGCCGGGUAGUGCCUUCAUUCUUGUCAAAGGUGGUGAAACCGUCUGUUAAAAAACUAAGACUAUGCCUUGCAUGCAUGAACUCUAGAUGUGGCCUCCAAAUCCCUGUUAAAUAAACAGAAAAUUGAAAAAAGUGGAAAAUCGUUAUUUAUCAAAUUGGGCGCUUUAAAGUAACACCAUUGAUCUUUACCAUCAUGUACCUGGUCCUUCAUGGAACGUGAUUGUGGUAUUUUUUAGUGGACAGAUUCAUCUUACACCGGCGCCUGCUAGAUUGCAGACUCUGGUUUUAACAUAUCUCUAUCAUGUCUAUUGACAUCACAAAUUGUUGUAAGAGGUGGGAAGAAUAUAUUUGCCAUCACAUAAUGUUGUCAGUCUGUAAUAUAACCAAAUCAACGUAAUUUUUCAUGGGUUAUUUUUAUUAUGUUAAGCAUAACUGCAUGUUUCCUGCCUUCAUAUUCGAGAAUUCAAAAGACUAACUUGAUUUGUAAUGGACGUCUCUUGCGCUUCUCAAAUAUGUUAAUUUAAAAUAUGUUAUUUGCUUUCUGGGUUGGCUUCUUAUGGGUCAUGGCAGUACUUUUAUUUCCUGUUCUCAUUAUAAAACCUUUUCAAACCUGUCAUUCCACUGCCACGGUUUAUACUUUUUUUCUCUUAUUUCUAUAUGGUUUUAAUAGUGCCGACCUGUGCGUUAUAAGAACAGCGCCGACUUAUGGAGGUCCUAAAGAUAUUUGGGUUCUAUAAAGGUUUGAAGGCCCUCUACUGGAGAAAUAUCGGAAAACAACCUCUAUUUUUAUAUUGGCAUAGUUACAUGUACCGGCUGGAUUAUCUCUUCAUCAAAUGAACGAUACCUGUACUUUGAACUGUAAUAGAAUCCUAGAGGGUAUAAUGUCGUUUAUUUUUGUGCUAAAAGCUCGCGAGUAAGGCCGAAGCCGAGUUCUCGGGAAUUUUUAUGUUUCUACUGUUUACACCCAUUUCCCCCAGUGCGCUCGAAAGCGAGGUUUUCUCUACUGCAGAUAUCGUAGGGUAAACUUGGAGUGAAAGGCUACAGAGACCAACCCGAUAAUAGACCGACAAAAUUAGAGUGAUAUGCCGGAGUGGAUUAUUUUUUAAAAGAUAAAAAUUGUUUGGUCAAUUUAUAUUUGCGUUACCAUAUCUUCAAUGAAAUUCUAAAAUGCCUUGAUUUAGAACAAACCGCACAUUACAGUGUUAAUGCACCAUGCGCAAACUAAGCCGCGUUUUAAAUUCAGCGGUUAUUGUGUAAGGAAUCGAUACAUCACUGAAGUUAUUGGUUGUCUCACCCGAACCGCGAGGAUGGAGAUAAAAUGUUGACCAAAUAAAACCGUGGCGAGGUCGAGGUUUUGGCUAAUAUCAAGUGAGGUAUCAAUGUUUCUUCUAAAACAUCUGAAAUCAAAUAUCGAUUAGUGCAUGUGGUUUUAAAUGCUUUUGAAAUGUUCCACAUUUUGCACCAACACAAGCGGUUACGGCUGCCUAACCAUAACCGCCGAAUUCAAAACGAGGCUUCAUUGGCGGAUAGUGCAUUUACACUGUAAUGUGCAGUUCACUCUAAACCCAGUUGUUUUAGUAUGUAGAAGCUGUCAAAAAGCAUUUAAAACCACAUUUUUCGUUGUUUACUUUGAGAUAUUUCAGAAUAGAAAUUGAGCCCUUACUGUCGGUGUUGAUUGUCUCACCAAAAUCUCCAGCUCGGUAUCAAUUCCGCGUAAGGUAGAUGCUAAAUGCAAUUACCUACAGUACCCGCCUCGUUUUGAAAUAAGAUCUUCGGAAUUUCCUCAGAGCAAACAUGGCAGUACAUACAUGUACGUACACGCACAUACAUAUGCCAUGUACUAUACUACAGGCAAUAGUGACAAAAACCACAUGUCCUAAUUAACGGAUCUAGUAAUUAGCAUGGUGGCUGUGCUAGUUGUAUGGGGAGUAGAAGCAAUUAUUGCUACUGGUUGCAUGACUGUGUUCAAGCGCUUUCUUAUUGGCGAUAGUGACAUGUUGGGUCUCGGUCAGAGGUAUCCGUGCCCUGGUUUCCCCCUAACUACACCCCGAAAUCUGUCAAAGAGCAAUAAUUGGAACCAAGUUGGGGAUUAAUAAUCAGAAAAAAUUGAAAACAAAUGGCAGAAAGGAAAGCAAAUGAACUAUUACUUGUGGAGAAAUGAUAAAAUUGUAAUAAUUUACCCCAUAACUUCACCAAAAAUCAGUAGAAAUCAAAAUAAACAACAAGUGUAAAAGCUAAAAAUAAACUAUCUCAUCGAAUUAGUGACGUCAUUACAGUUCAUUUCAAAACGAGGUUCGUACUGUAGGUGAUUGCAUUUAGCAUCUCACUUCGCGGUCUUACCAAUACAGUGCGGAGACCAGUGCUUAAAAGAAAGUUUAGUUGAAACUUUACUGCGGAGCAUUCUUAAACACCUUGGUUGCAGUGUAGUAACGUUUUCUGUGUAUUUUACAUUGAGCUUCGUUUUGGCUGCAGUGGUUUGGUGUCUCACACAUACUGCUUCGGUUGGUAUGAAACGAUUGUAUUCGUCAAAUAAGCAGAUAAAACCACAUUUCAGCGUUUAGUUAUCAACGUUCAGCAUUUAUAACUAUAACCACUAUGCCACUGAUCUCCCCUUUUUCUCCACCAUCGCGGUGUUUGGUGAGACAACUAACGCCUCAGUUGAGUGACAAUUCAUUGACCAUUUCCCAUUUAAUUGUCAGUUAAGGCAUGACAUAAAGAAGAAAAUCCACAUGUAUACGUCAUUCUCCCACAAAUAAAGCCCAGGUCAUGCCUGUCCUUAUCGCGUACAUCGGCAUAACUCAUUUUCGGAGAAAUCCGAUAAUAUCGCUCUAAACAAGAUGUAAAAGAACGUUUUCUUUAAUAUUUGAAGUAACUUCUGGAACUACUGGAUUUCUUUGGAGAUUGGCUGCGCAUACCAAACAGUUUAAACAAAAUUUCAGUAAGCAUUGCAAAUAAAUAACUUCUUUUUUGUAUUUGUAUAGACUGGCGUACAGUCUUAAACUUAAUCAGUAAAAUACAACUAUUAAUAGACAUUUUCACUAUUCUGGUAGUUCCUAUUGCACCGACUGUGAAAUCAGUUGUUUUAGAUAUCGAAAUACAAAUUCUUAACCAUUUUAUGGUUAUUUUUUACUACUUUUUAAAAGCUAGUGGAGUUAAUUUAGGUCAGUUUCAUUACUAUUUCUACUUAUUUCACAAUUGGUGCAAUAGCAACUUCCAGAUGAUUUGAUUUUACUAAUAAAUUUCAAGAGUAUAGUGCACUGCGUUUUGACAUUUCCUUUUUACCGUUUAUAUUUUGACAAAUCUGGUAGAAAUGUCAUCAUUUCUUUAUGUAUGCCUGUCGUAGUGCCAAGCCUAAUGCACGAAUGAGAAAUAUAUACCCAUCAUACUCUAAAACCUCGAAAACAAGGAAUGAGGCUCCGCCCCAGUCAUUACAAUGGUUUUGAAUGGAGAUGGGCCAAUAAGCUAGGUAUUAUUCGUUUAUCAAUCGUGGCCUCGAACCCAUAUCAGCCCUCGGGCUACGCCCUCUGGCUGAUACGGGUUCUAUGACCGUGAUACCGAGGCUGAUACGGCUCUGUUCAUCUGAUAACAGCUAAUUACCCUAAUUUCAACGAUCUAAGAACUGUUGAUUCGUUACUACGAAAUCGAAACAAAGGCCUAGCCGGAACAAAAAUAAAUGCCGACCAUCGGUCAAUUUGGUGUUGCAGACCCAUUCUCUAUCACAAUUGGACAAGUUGAAUGGCACCGAACGACCCGAUGCGCAUAUAAUCAAGCUUUGAAUUGAAUAUUCAUAAACGGUCUUAGAUCGGUGAAACUAAUGAGAAGAGUAUUUAGGCGGCGGCUUACUCAUUCAAUCUGUUUGCCCCCCCCCCCCCCCCCCCACCCCCAGUGCCUUUCAUCAUGAGUGCAGCAAACCAAAACUUCCUUGUGUAAACACUCAGUGAUUUCAAUGUGAGCAAGUCUACUUUAAAAUAAAGGGACACCCUAAACUAAGAGCCAAGAGCCAAGAGCCAAUACUCUAUUUAAGAGUCAAGUGCCGCCAGGAAAGCCACGAGCAAAGGGAAAAUAUAGGCAAAUGAAUAUAAUUCUUAUCUUUGGGAGCCCGAGGUCCACAUGUGCUAAUGAGUAAAGUUUGUUUAACCGUUUAUGACGUUGUAAGACAUCGCCGCCUGGAUAGGGGUUCUGCAGCCUGGAUUCUUUAUCGUACUAUCGUAACGCCGUCUGUACAAUACGGUGUACAUUGUGCCUGCACUUCAUACACUCUGUACAGUUACACGUGUUUGUCAUUCGGGCCGUCAAAAA